AUGUCUCUAGAGCGCUCCAGCGGAGGAGCAGGAGAAGACGGAGGCCUGGAGAAGCCUCGAGAGCUCUCCAGUGGAGGAGCAGGAGAGGAGGACGGAGGUCUAAAGACGCCUCUAGAGCGCACCAGUGGAGGAGCAGGAGAGGAUGACGAAGGUCUGGAGAAGCCUCUUGAGCGCUCCAGUGGAGGAAAAAUCGGAGAAGACGUGGCAACCGGUGAAGCGGGAGAAAGGAGGCUUAAGCAGCGGGUGGAUGUUGCCAGGGAGUUCGAGCCGAGAGGGUCGUGAUACUUAUAUCUAGCUUGCGUUGCUUUUUAAAAAAAAUUAUUUAUGAUGAUUUCUUGUUCCGACUUAACUUUUCGGGGAGAGAGUUGUCGAUUGAAAACCGAUUUUUCAUAUCUUUAUUUGACGUAGCUGUUCCCAGGUGAUGGUAAAUGACGAGUGAAGAAAAUGAUAAUGACGAUCAAGAAUGUUGGUGUAACUUCUUUGAUCGUUUGCAGGUAUCAGAUCAGCGUGUACGAUGUGGCUGUUCGAAGGAACACUAUAGCUGUGCUGGAGACGGGAUCAGGGAAGACAAUGAUCGCCGUGAUGCUUAUGAAAGAGUUAGGGAAGGAUAUCAGUCCAAACUAUAAUAAGAGACUCAUCAUAUUCCUCGCUCCCACAGUCCACCUUGUUAAUCAGGUUCCUUUUUUCUGCUAUUCUUCUGUUUAGUCUUCACAUAGUGAAAAAAUCGGCAAAUUUGAGGUCUCUUUUCGUAAUAUAGGCUUCAUAUUCCUUAUCUAUGAGCAGCAAUUCGAAGUGAUUAAGAUCCACACCAACUUUGAAGUGGCCCAAUACUAUGGGGCCAAAGGAGUUGACACGUUGACGGAAGAGUGCUGGAAUAAAGAGAUAUUUGCUCACCAGGUCACACUCUCUGUCUCAUUCUCAUUUUUCCAAUUCUCCAACUCUACAAUGUUGUUGAAGCAAUCGAUGUGAAUAUAAUAUGGAUUUAUAUGUGUGAACCAUUCGCGUGUGUAUUCAAAACAUUGAUUAUAUUUCGGAAUUAACAUAUAUACCAUUGUCACUGCUUUUUAUAUACGUGUGUUGGUGGGUACCGAUUAAGAGUCAAUGCUAUUGACACCACCAGUAUGAAGAUGCCUUUUUUUCCAGAUUUUUUGGACAAUGGCCCAUGAGGACUGUGCUAUGUAAUGGAAAACUUAAGGACAGCAGUGAGGUAUAUAUUGUCAAAUAACAUAUUGGAUAGGGAAAGAUGGUUUGUGCUUGAUUUAUGUAAAAAUUCAUAGUAAAAGAAACCGUCACUGCUACCUGUUGAAAAAAAAUUGAUAGCCAUGGAAACUUUUUUGAUUGUGAUAUUGAAAAAAUGACAAGAUUUUGCGGUUACUCUUUUACACUCAAUUGGGUUUGUAAAUUUAGCAAUCAGACAAUCUCUCUUUUUUAAACAGAGAGGGAACAGGUGAUGAUGGUUAAUAGCAAAUGGACACGACUUAUAUGUCUAGAUUCUUUAAUUUUUCUUGGGUUUUCAAGGAAAGGUGAGGUGAGGUAGCCUAUUCUCCACUAAGAAAUUUCCAUGUCGUUUGGACUGUGGUUAUUCAUUAUUUUAUCCACUAUUUCUAUUAAAAAUAUGUAAAAUGAUAUGUUCCUUUUCAAUUAACCCCUUUUAUCUGAACCUAUGAUUUUUGACAUCUAUCUUUUCUAAAAUCAUAUUUUCUGUGUUGUCGCCUUCUAGAGUUGCAUGGAAAGAGUAGUUAAUAUAUAUCCAUUUCAGAUUUAUUUGUUAAUAUUUUCCAUUGCUUCGGUUUUAGUAGUAUCUGACCCUCUUUCUUUCGGUGAAAGGAUGUAAAUCAUUAACUGGUUCUCUUAAACUUAUAUUAGAUAAUCCGCUGUUGCUGUAUAGGUACUGGUUAUGACGCCUCAGGUACUACUGGAUGUUCUGAGGCAUGCAUUCUUGACAUUAGAUAUGGUUCAGCUCAUAGUAUUUGAUGAAUGCCAUAGAACUACUGGUAACCAUCCAUACGCCAGAAUAAUGAAGGUAUUUGAGAUCUCUUCUUACAGGAUGGUGUCAGUUUUUGCACUGGAAUUUUUAGUUGUUUAUGAAAGGUUUUUGAUUUAUUGUGAAGUCCAACACCUUUUUAUUUCCUGACUAGUAGUAUUAUUAUUUAUGAUUAUACAGGAAUUCUACCAUAGGACUACACAGAAGCCACAUAUUUUCGGGAUGACUGCCUCACCCGUCAUUAGAAAAGGCAAGAAAUCUCUUUAAUCAAUGAACAUUCAUCAGAAACUCCCCCUCCCUUUCCGUGCUUUCUAUUUUUUAUUUUUAACAUCCCAUUAUUGCUUAGAUGUCUGUAAAUGUACAAAACAUUUACUAUGUUUGAAGAUAUUUAGUCCGCUUACGUUGGUAAGAUAUCUGUCUCUUAUCAAAAUCUAACCUUCAAUACAGGAAAGAAAAUAUGCGAUUUACUUUUCCAUGAAAACUGUUUUAAACGAUGGCCAUCCGACUGUUUAUUGUUCUUUGUGGAUAUUCGUAGAAAACUUCCGGUAAUUUCUAACAUUUAACAGAUGUGACAUUUGUAGUGGUUAGUUUCUUAGUGUUCCCUGAUAUUCUAAUUUCGGGCACAUCUUUCUCGUUUCGUGCUCUGAUAUUCUGACUUUCUGAUUCUGGUGAUCGUUAGGUUCGGAAAAAAAGAAAGAAAAAUUCGUGAACCUAUUUCUGGAUCUCUACUUUACAGAAACAAUAUUAUUUCUGGUGCCAUUAUUCCUACUUCUGCAGCUAUUGGUUUGCAUUAAAAGUUAUGUUUCUUUAUCUCGCUUUAUCUCCAUGUCUCUGUUGUAAGGCCAGGUAAAAAAUGGUCGAUAAAUCUAAAUAAAAUAGGUUUCAUGGUACUCUUGUAAUUUUUCUUCUUCUUUAUAGUGGCAUUGAAAACUUCGACUGGCAUUUUGCUUGUAAGCUUCAGACUAUCUCCUAGAGAUGUUGUUUGGCCUUAAUCUUACUUUCCUGCUUGGACUUGCGGCUUUCGUGUUGAAUUUAUCCGCCCAUCUUGUAGAUCUUUUUGUCAAUUUCCAAGCCUUAGGGAAAAAAGCCUUUCUAGAGAUUCUUGAUUCUGUAAAACUAGUCAUUUCUUCUGCAUUAUUUUUAUUUGAUCUCUGGUUUUUACUUUCCUAAUAAUGCACCUAUGUGCCAUUCCACCCAUUUAGUUUGUCUAUCGGCUGCAAGAGUAAAAUCUAUGAGUCUUCCUUCAUUGAGCCCUCCCUUGAAGGGAAAUAUUCUGACUUCCUCUGGAGUUAUGUACAGAUAAAAGUUGAAAGAUGCUAACAAAUAUUCUGGGUGAUUUAUAGAAUGGGAGUAAAUAACAUUACUGAUUUGCAACUCAUCAGGGGCCUAAGAUAUAUUGGAUGGAAAAAUAGUCAAACAUGCAGAAGGAAAAGGGAGACCAAAAGCCUAAAGUUUGUACACUGUGGAUGAAAUAUUACCUAUUAAUGGAAAGUAGGUAGCAUUAGGAAAAAGUAUCAUGGAUUCGUUCCUCCUUUCUCAUUUCCUUAGGUCGAAUUGAUAAGUAAACUUUCUUUGUUCCACAGCUGUUUUGGUUUGUUCUCUUUACUUGUGUAUUAAGAGUGGAAUUAUGGUACUUCUAAAUGAAGCAAUCUGCUUGCCGACUUAAUCUAAUAAAAAUGAGUUAAGAGUUGGAUAGAAGGGUACAGGGGUUCUACUAAAGCGAGGGAUUCAGAGAAAUAUUUAUCUAAAUUAUUCUUUUGUUGUAUUAUUGAAUUAUUCGUAUCUUAAUAUAGCCCUAAAUUUUUUAAUUUUUUGACUGGCCUUAUCGAAUUCGGAUUGCACCAUUUCUAUCUGUGAUCAUAUCCCAAUUAUGUGAACUUCCGAUUUGAGUGCACAGCUUGAUUCCAUUAUAACAGGUGCCUGUCCUUGUAUUGCUAUUCUGGCGGUGUGUACCUUAUCACAGCUUUUUUCCCCAUUCUAGGAACAUGUUGAGCUUGUUGUUUUCUAUCAGGAUUAAAUGGCGAUUAGAACAAGUUAAUACCAGUUUGUUGUGUAGCCUGCUCUCAACUAUCUUAAUAUAAAUCUUUCCAAAUUUUCAGUGGUCAGUUCUCAAGACAUGAAUACGAUAUUUUCACUCAAAUCGAGCAAUCAUUUUGUUAUGAUUAAUUCGAGCUUCCAUUAGCAUUAUUUGGUGCAUCUUUGAUUGGCUUUCAGUGUUGAAAGUAAUCACAUGCGUCCUUCCUUCUGUUUUCCCUACGGCUUUAUGCAAUAAUAUGUUUUUUCUCUCGAUGUACUUCUUUGCACCAGGUGUAUUAUCUACUCUAGAUUGUGAAGGGCAAAUAUCUGAACUUGAAAGUUUAUUGGACUCCCAGGUUUUGUUUUUUAACAAUCUUGUUCUUGUUUACUUUGGUAAUUACAAGUUUCAACUGUAAGCCGCAUCUUCUCUCCCUUCGCUCUGAGUAGAUUUUUUAGUGAUGCUUUGCAUUUUUUUGGCCUUGAUGCUGAAUAUUUAAAAGGUUUCCAAUGGCCAGUACAGAUUUAUACAGUACCAGAAAGAUGUGAACUUGAACAAUUUGUACCAUCAGCCAAAGAAGUCAAUAGGUAUUAUGAUCCUACGCUGUCUGUGCAUGACGAGUUGAAAAGUGCAAUCAGCUCUUCAUGGGCGAAGGUUUGAAAUUUCGAAUCUUUGAUGAUUGUGAUCUUCUUCCUUUUACGCCUUUAUUUUCAUUGGCCAUAAUUGUUCCUAAGAUGUAUAUAUUUUGGAUGCUUUAACAGUUUGAUGCUUUGGUAGCUGCUCGGCAGGAUUCAGAAUCAGGUCAGUUUCAAGACACUGAUGAUGCAAUAAAAGCAUCAAGAAGGAGACUAUCAAGUUAUCAUUCAAAGAUAUGCCAUUGCCUGGAAGACCUUGGUCUUAUUUGUGCAAACGAGGUAUUAGAUUGCGAAAUAUGGUCGUCUGACCUGUGUAGUUUGUUUGGAAGACAGAACAAUGUGGGCUCAAUAAGUGCAAAACCAGACGUUGCUUCGUACUUGAGAGGAGCUGCUCAGCCAUUCUGCAAAUUUAAAUAUAUUGACUCGUCAUUACAACCAUUGCGAUUUUGUUAUUGCAGAUUAUUCUGGAAGUUACUCAUUUCUGUGAUUAUGUAUAUUUACAGGCUUCAUGCUCUUUCCAAGUAUUCUCUGCAUAUCUUAUAUCAUUAUUCCUGUCUUACGAAUUGUGAACCAGGAUAAUUAAAGCUUCCCUGUAAUUUGCGCGAUGAUGCCAUCAUAGUACAUGGGUCGUUCAAUUUUUAUUUUUAUUUUGAGCUUUUACUUGUAUUGAUCAGGAUAAAUACUAUGAUGUUGAUGCAAUAUAACAUAAAUUUGAGAUAGUUAACGAGAAAUACUUAUAGAGGUCUCCAAGACUGGAAGAAUUUAUGAUUUUAGUGUAUUACGAAAAUAACUUUAUUCCUUACCGAAUUUCAGAGCACUUGAAAUGUUCUUGGGGAUUCCUCCCUAAACUCCAUUGAAUACACUCAAGAGAAGUGAGUAAAACAGCAAGGUAAUAAAAUAUCUCAUCCAUUUGUAGAGAUAAUGGGAGGGGAACCCCUACAUAUCAGAAUCCACAAAUUUUAAACGAAAAUAAUAACUUUGUUAUUAGGUUUGAAAGCAUUUGGACCCUGGUUUGUCAAAUGACACUUUUGAUAAUCAAAUUGACCCUAAUUUAGCUUCUGCUUAUGUCAUUCAAUAAAAGACAUAUCCAAGGGUGUAUUUAAUUCUAUGACAGGUCAAGGAUGGGAGACCUAGGAAUUGGACUUGAGAAGAAAAAAAGAAAGCAAAUAAACGUUAAUAUCGGAUUACAACAUAUACACAAGUAGAUGUUUAUUAUUCUUUUUUACAACUUUUUUCUUACUUCAGUAUCUAUAUUAUUUCAUAUACUGGUGUUAUGUAAUUAAAAUACUUCUUCUGAUCAAGGUUAUAAAUUUAAUUUAGGCUGUUAAGGUUUGUAUGGAAAAUGUCUCUGUUCCAUCGGCUGAGGGAUGCGAUUUGUCAAGGGCGAAUCUGUCGGCUGAUGUUUCUUUUCUGAAGAAUGUGUUGCUUAAAAUUCAACAAUGUUUCACACAUGGUACAUGAGUCGAGAAAUCUAUGCUCUUAAUUUUUCUUGUAAUUAUUUCUUCAAACUGAACUUCCUACCGUGACUUUCCUAUGCAUUGGCUUUUUUAGAAUUCCUUCAUUUUGAGGGUACUGUCUAUCGUCUGUUGUUAUAAAUUUUAUUUUCAUUGCAUUUUUUUUUUCUUGAACUGUUUUUUGAAUAUUUGAUUAGUAAAUACUUUCAGCUUGGUAUUUUUCAUUUGAAAAUUUUCUAGGAUGUCUACUAUCGGUUUUAUUUUGAAUUUUUCCGCCUAAGUUUUCAAAAUCGGUUGUGUAAAGCAACAUUUAGAUCUUUAUCUCGUAUGCUAUGGGUAAUCUCAAUGCGCUGAUAGGCCCCCUUCGCAUGACCUAGAAAGAAAAAGGAGGUCCGUGCUACUAUAAGGCCUCUAAACUCCUCCCCCAGGGCACUGUAGCGUUGCCAGGGGGACAUUCCUGCAUUUUCAGAUUACUAGGUUAGCGGACUUGGAAUAUUUUUUUCCCGGUCGUUGUUUUAAUAAUCAGUACUCGGUAUUUAUUUUCCAUUUGGAAAACAUAUGCAAGAUAGUGAAGUAAGCUACCUGAAAAUUUCCACCUUUAGCUAUUUUUUUUUAUAUCAACAACUUAUUUCUUGUUUUUCAGACAGCUAAGGGUAGAAAUUUUCGUUCUGUAUAUGUUGGAGAUAGGGUUGUGGACAGAGGAGUAGUCUUCGUAUCCAAUUUACUGUUCAUUUUCUCACUAUGGUACUUCUUUCGAUUUACUUCCGUGGUAAACAAGAAAAAGUUCACGAAAAGAUGAUUGCUUUGUCUUCUGUCGGAAUUUUUCUGUUGCCACUUCUUUUCUGUCUAACUUGAUAUUCUUCUAUUUCUACUUUUUUAUUUCGUCUAAUUUUGAGUUUUUAUCAGACCAUGAACAGCUAUUCAAGACAGAGUCUGACCGUUCAAUGAUUGUAAAAAUGGGUUACGUUUCUCCAAAACUCUCUGAAUUAGUGCGAGUGUUUCAGACAAUCGGGUACUGGAACUUUCUCUUCAUUUCUUAGUGUAAAUGAUAAUUUCUUUCUCUUGAUCAUCUGUUAUGUUUUGUUGUCUGCCGCAGGUACUCAACACAAGUACUUUGCCUCAUUUUUGUGGAAAGGAUUAUUACAGCUAAAGUAAUUGAACGAUUCAUCAAGAAGAUAAAUUUUUUAUCGCACCUAAAAGUUGCUUAUUUAACAGGCGGUAGUACGUCUACAGAUGCACUAACCACAAAAGUUCGGAAGGAAACUCUGAAGUCAUUCUGUUCCGGGAAGGUAUCUUACUAAUUAUGCUCAUUUUAUCAUUUUUGAGAGACGAGUGUGUUACUUCUCUGUAACUGGGAUGCUUGAAUCUUUCAGGUAAACUUAUUGUUCACAACUGAUGUGGCUGAAGAGGGACUUCAUAUACCACACUGUUCAUAUGUGAUACGUUUUGACCUGCCCAAAACAGUUCGCAGUUAUAUCCAAUCACAUGGACGGGCACGUCAGGUGGAUUCACAUUAUUUCAUCAUGCUUGAAAGGUAAAUGCGAUGUUAAGCUAAUUUAUUUUCCAAUAGUCAGCUCAUGAUAUAAGUAUGAGUGGCACUGGAUUACCUCCUACUAGUAGUUGGCUUGAAGUUGAUUAAGCUUUUCUUUCAAAGAUGGCUUCAGCAGCUAUAAUGAGAGAUAAGUGCAGAAUACCUUACAAAGCAAACUUUUUCAAUCUUUAUCCGAAUGUCGUGGAGUCAAUCAAGCCCUUCAUAUAGUGAAAAAAGGUCACUAUAAAAUCUAACAUAAGUGAUCACAACAUUAAGGGAUGGCAUAUCAGUGUUCUGAAGCCAUAGAAACAGCUCACAAAAAUUUCAAUAUUUGCAACUACUUUUGUACUUUGAUAAGCUAGCAUACCCUUUUUUUCUAUUUGCGUCAUCUAAAAUUUUGAUGGAAUGUCUUAUUAUUUUUUUGUUGAAAAUUUUAUUUACUCACCUAAGACAAUCUGUUUUGGCUGGUAUGAAAAUUCCUAAUGAAUAUCCUAUUGAGUAAUUGAUCCUCAAACCGGUAUCUCUGAAGCUUACAUAACUCCUUGUAACUAUGUUUAAAUUUUUAAUUGACCGUGUAUUACAUUUGAUUUAAUUUUUAAGCUGAUGGCUGUGUUACAGAAUCAUGCAAUACUGUCAUUUCAAAUUGUUAUUUUAUUUUAGUGAAGUGUGUAAGCAUUCCACUCUUUCAGAUUUCUGAAAGAAUGAUUAUACUGCUUUGCGAUUGUAUAGUACAUCUUAUCUUUAAGUUCUCCAUUGCAUGUACUAUCUGCACCGGCAUUAUGAUAUGUCUACGGAUCGAAUCUGUUUCUGACUAGAUCUAAUGGGGAUCUAUACAUCUUUUUGAGUCCAGUGGUUGACUUGAAUGUUAACCUCUUUCCACUGAGAAAGCAUUUUAUCUUGGUGUUGCAUUUGACACUAUGAACAAGUUAUAUACUACGUGAACGGUGUAUAUCUUGCACUUAUUCCGAACUCAUGUGCAGGGGGAACAUUCAACAAAGAGAUCUACUAUUUGACAUUAUUAGGAGUAAGUAUUCUAUGAUGGACACUGCUAUAAACAGAGAACCCAAUGCUUGCAUAUCCGCAUGGGGUGGCAGGGAGGUAUCCGCAUGGAGUAAGUAUCCGCACGGUGUAAACUCAUACUUUGUUGACUCAACUGGAGCAAUUGUUACUACAGAUUCCAGUAUUAAGCUUAUUGGUAAAUAUUGUGAAAGCCUCCCUGGAGAUAAGUACGUCUAGUAUUCUAUUGCACAUGAUGCUUGAUGUUUUUUUUUGAAAAAAUUGUUACCAUUUUGGGACCUUUUUUUGAAAGUAGAUAGAACCAAAAGACCAUUAUAAUGGAGACUGAAGAAAGAAAUUUAGGAUUACGCAUACACAAUCACCGAACAGAAAAAAGAAAAUCUCUUUAUACAUUUAUGAGAGGCGUACGCCAGGAGAGGAACAUGCAGCACUAUGAAUUCUUAAAAUAGAAGAUUCAUUCGCCCCACUACAAAAAGUAGCGCUUUCUCACCCUUGUAGAAUAGCAGAGAUAUCUUGAAAUAUUUCAUCUACCGAGUGGCUCAUAUGAAAAAAAUAAAGCUAUUAUGUUCCUUCCUUGUGGCACAUAAGGUUGUGAGCAAUAUGAGCUGCGGCACAAUAUGAUCACACUCCCUUAUAAUUGAAGCUCCGCUUCCAUCUUCUCUAUGCAACCUUCAGUAAUGUAGGAAUACAGCACCUAAUAUCAUUGGUGCUGAGAUAUCGCACCAAAUUUUCUGCGUGAAGGAACACCUAAGGAGAAGUAUCUUCUCAUAAAUUCCAUGUAGACAACAGGAAUUGCAAAUGUCAACUAAGAAGAGUACUUGGUGAUCACAAGUGAGAAAGCACCCGGCCCCCUGAUAUCACAUGCCUCACGUUUAAGGAUGAUGAAAUCCUCAAGCUCAUGAUUCACAUGAUGCUUGAUGCUCUCAUUACUAAUUAUGAUGUAGGUUAACUGAACUGAAAAUUUUCACACUUCUUCCCCAUUUGCAAUGCAACGAAUCUUCAUCUGAUCUUUCUAAUUAUUACCCAAUAGUUAGGAUGAAGAGAUCAAUAACCUGUUCUAUUUCUAUGUCAUGGAGAUUCAUUGUGAAUCCUGGGUAUGCUCCAAUAAAAUCAGAAAGCCUUUGCUAAGUACAUCAGAAAGUAGCUGGGGAUGUGUGCACCACCACGGAUCCAUCCAAAGCAGAACUGUCUAGCUACUGUCAAGAAUGACGAUCUGCGACUGACAACUUCCUAUCUGCUAUCACAGUAUCUUUUGCCCGAAGAAUGGUCUCUCCACGCCUGAAGACAUUAGUAGAGACAUUUGGAUGAAGUUCUAAGGAUAUGCCGCUUCUAUAGUUUUCUUCAGAAUGACCUCCCCAUCUUUUCCUCUGUCCCAGUUUUAACAGCCAUUUGUUGAGUAGUGCGAAGUUAAAGUCUGAGAUUUUGAUAUUCUAAAACUUUCCUUUGUUUUGUCUUUUCCAGAAUUCGAUAGCAUGCCAGAUUCUGAAUCUUCCAACAUGACCUUUGCCAAAACAUUUGCCUUAUUAUCACUGCUCACAUAACGCAUAACUAUUACCUUGUUCAAUUUGAAUUAUCUCAGACAAUUUAUGGAACUGAACUGCAGGUACUUUGACCCAAAGCCACUUUUCCAGAUAUCUUCCCAUAGUGGAAUUUAUGAGUGCAAAUUGACCUUGCCUGCCAACGCUGCAUUCCCAGCAUUGGUAGGCCCUGUCAGCCGAAGUUCAUAUUUAGCAAAGCAACUUGUGUGCUUAAAUGCUUGUAAAAAGCUGCAUGAAAUUGGAGCACUUGAUGAUCAUCUUCUUCCUGUUAUUGAAGAACAUAUUGAAACCAAUCAUGAUGAGAUUGUUAAUUCAGCAUUAGGUGCAGGUACUUGUCUUUUCAUUCUUUACAAUUCCUGAGGUAAAAACUGUUUAUUUUUUCAUACUUAUGCAAUUAUGUGAAUCACACUUAGGUGCUCAUUUAGACAUGUUUAACAAAAAAAUUGAUGCGGCGGACAUUAGCUUUUCUUUCAUGAGAUAUUAUUGAAUGCUAUAUCUAAUAAAACGGGAUAAAUUUUUUCUUUGGCCUUUCUUUCAAAUUGGUCCGGUAACGAACUGUUAAUUUGUUGAUAUUUACGCAGAUAUUUUAAUCAUAACUAAGGUGCUCAUUUAGACAUGUCUAUAAUUUUUUUUUAUUUGGCUGACAUGUUCCUUUCUUUCAUGAGGUAGUAUUGAAAUGCUAUUGCAAAUAAAACGGACUAUAAUGUUUCUUUGGGCGUUUGUUGUUAUCAUUGUAUUAAAUUAACAGUCGUCUUCAGAUUCCAACUUUGUAUGGCUCUUCAGUUUGAGUAUUUUUUCUGCACAACAAAUUUUCAUACUUCCUGUUAACACGUAGAAAAGUAGCACCAGCAACUUUCAGCUUCUUAUGUUCGCAGCCUUCUUAUGGGGUAGUUCUUGUUACCACAAUGUCAUAAUGAAUUAUACUCAUUCUAGAAAAAAAAUACCCACUCUAAACCUAUACACAUUAUUAUGGUAAAGAUUUUAUUUUGUUUUUAUCUUGUUACCACAAUGUGGUUUUAUUUUAACAUGUAAGACUGAAAAAAUGAAAUCUUUUAGAAAUGGAUUGGAUCACUAGUCACACAGAAGGUCAAAUGAGCCGUUUUACAUAAGAUUCACAUGAAACCCUGGUGAUUUGUGGCACCAUUUUUGGCCAAGUAAUAAUAAACAUAUACACCGAAAAAGGCCAUUCCAUGAAUGGGUCUGAAUAUAAUAAAUAGAAAAAAAUAUCUCAAGUCUAUUAGAGAGACAUGAUAACAAGUUACUAAAAACAUCACGUACCGAAUGAAUUACCUGCCGAGCUUUCUAUGUCUAUAGAAUAUGCUUCAUUAAAUUUCUUGAAUUGACAGGAAACCCUAAAAAAACUAUAAUUGAAGGUGGUUACUGGGAGAGCAUGGCAGCGUUACAUGAGGGUUGAACUUCUCCAUUAGUGGAUAUCUUUUGAGACUUGUCACGUCAGAAGGGAACGUGACCCGUAUAUUUUUUUCCUUGUUUAGGUCGAGUUUGUGGAGGAAGGGGAUAGUGACGACGUAGGGGAUUGUGCCAAAGGCAUUAGGUGGUGGAGUGGAAGAAGGCUAGACUGAGGAAAAUAUAUGCCGGACAAAAGAUGGCAGGUGUUAUUAUUUCAAAGCCACUGACGGCAAUUGAAUUAUGGUCUUGUCCUUAGUGCGGUGUCACUUUAGACGUGAUGCUCAUCCCCUCGUCACUUUUUUCUGUGGGUGUCAGUGACUUCGAUCCAACUGCUAAUGGAGCUGACCUCAUAAAAUCAGGACCAGUGUCUCUCUGCACAGCAGUUGCAGUGUAUUGUACACUAAUGAAAUUGGCUGAGGAGUUGGUGGUGAAUGGGUUGCAAAGCAUGUAUUAGGUUGACUCGAAUACUUGGAGAACAAACGCAUAUUGUCCCCUCAUUGGUCUCUGAUAUCAGGGAAUUUUUCAGUACCAGUGGCACGUAUCACGAUGUUAAAUUGGUAAUAUUCCAUCCUGAGUGGUGUCCACGAGGAUCCCAUCUCAAGGGUAAUAUUCCACCUAAAACAAAAGUAGGAACAGCUUUUUUGGUUCUAUGAUUCACCUCCGAAUAAUGAGUAGGUAUCUGUCUGACUUAAUUGGUGGCAAAGAAAAGUAUGUGCUUAGCCCCCAAGUAGGUACCAUAUCAAUUGUUGUAAGUUUUCCUACUCACCAUCCUGUUCUAUCCUGAGGUAGACAUUGCAGGUUUACUCAAAGAAACUUCUGAGCUACUUUUUUUGUUUUUCUUUCAAUAUGCAUCUAGUGUAUAUGUAAUAAUGCCUAUAUAGUAUAUCUAAUGUGUAACAUGCUUUUGGGACCAUUCGAAGGUACAAAAGGAAGGAAGGAGCUACAUGGAUCGAUAACAGCUCGAGCUUUGUCAGGAAUUUGGGCUAACAGUCGAGAUGCUGUGGCUUUAGAAGCAUAUAAAAUCGACUUCACUUGCAAUGAAGAUUCUGUAAAAUACUCAAGUUUUGUCCUCCUAAUUGAUGCCGUGUUAGACUCUGAUAUUUCUCAUGUGGAAGUCAACCUUAAUCUUGGUGCAAAGUAUGUUACUUCAUCUGUUUCCCCAUGCGGCUCGUUCAAUUUGAAUGCAGAACAGGUUCCUUUCUUAAAUUACAUCCUUUUGUUCAUUUCCUUCUCUCAGUGUUAUUAUCUUUUGAAGUCCAUGAUGUCAUGAUAUCAGGUGGAGCACUCAAAACUCUUCCACGAGUUUUUCUUUAAUGGGUUAUUUGGAAAGUUGCUUAUUGGGCCCAAAUCUUCUGAAGUCCGUAAGAAAUUCAUCCUUUCUCCAGAAAGCCGACCUUUGUGGAGCACUACGAAGAUGUAUUUCUUAUUACCUAUUGAUACUUCAUCAAUCUUUCGUCCUGGAUCUUUGAACAUAGAUUGGGAAGCAGUUCGGGCGUGUGCAUAUGUGACCAAUUUCAUGAGGAAUAUACAUUUAUCUGGGCCUCAAAAUGCAUUACUGUGUCGAGUAGUAACUUCACUGGUCCCAACUGAAAGUUCAUUGGUUGAAUGCAAGGGAACAAGUACUAUACACCUUGCUGACAAGUCUGUUCUUUUAGGUGAACACAAAGAUAUGGUAGUUUUGGCAGUUCAUACUGGAAAAUUAUAUACUGUAAUUGACGCACUAAUCGAUAUGUCUGCUGAAAGUCCAUUUGAUGAUCGGACAGCCGGUUAUACCAGUUUCUCAGACUACUUCUUUAAAAAGUGAGGAAGUUAUCUACCUGGCAUAUGGCCUUCUGAGUUUGAUGUUUUACGCACUGAUACUUUGUAAUGUAAUUUUUCUUCUUUUACGGCUGCUGCAGAUAUGGUAUUGUUCUUCGGCAUUCUAAGCAGCCCUUAUUUCUUUUGAAGCAUAGCCAUAACCCGAACAAUCUUCUUUAUUCAAACUCUAAGGGACAAGGUAUUGUACUAUUCACAUUAAAAGAUGUCAAUAGGUUUUGAAGGCUUCGAUUUGCCUGUUGUCUUGGUCUUUUUUUGAGCUGAAAUUCCAUUCUAUGUAUUUUUAGCUUCCAGUGUUUCAUCAUUACUGCGUGAGUAAUGUUGUUUUGUUUUUAUUUUCUUUUUUUUCCUGAAAACUCAAUUCGUCAUAGGUAAAGGUAUGAGUACCAAACACAAGACUGUAAAUGGUAGAGUGCACCAUGACCGAAAGUCGUACUAGUUAUUCCACCAUUUGAAAAUCUUGGUUAACGCUGAAGGGGACGGAGCUGAAAACGUUGAGACAUUCUGAUGAUGCGAAAAUUAUCCUUAACAAUAUCUUUCGUUCCUUUGGCUUCUUGCCUCCGGGAUAGACCGUGAUCUGUCCUCAAACUUUAGAUCCACAUCCUUUGUUACUUUCUGAUUGAUCAUCAGCUCGGUGAGAAAUGAUCCACUUGAUUCCCACAAGGUAGAACAGCAUGAGGACUGAUAGUCUUAGUGGUAUCGUUAUUUCGAGAAGUUUCCAUUCGAGUGUUCACCUUCUCAAAUGGACAACAACUUUUACAGCCAGACAGUAUGCGCUUGCUUGAUGAUGAUUUGAAUAACAAGUCCACAAUGGACAGUCCUCGCUGCCUGCCCUUCCCUCUUGAAUCAGGAUUAUCCCUCCUGAUGGCUGUAGAUCCCUCAUUCAAUGGGACUACGGUUGUGUGAGCCUAGGGAAUUGAGUAUAUGGACUAAUCCUUGUUUAUUGUUGAGGAGAAUGCAACUUAACCUGAUAUCUUCCUCAUUGUAAUUUUUAUUUACCUACAAGACUAGUGGAGUUUGUUUUAAAUUGUAUUGGAUGUCAUUUCAUUUAAAUCCAUAAGGUGUAUUUUGUUCAGCAUACUGAUUUUGUUUUGCCUGAGUAAAUAUUGGUUUUCUUCCCAUGUUUUAUUUUUUAAGAAGAGUUCAACUGGAGUUGGAAUAUUACAAAUAAUGUCUUUCAUUGAAUAUAUUUUUCCGUCAUCAUGGAUUGCUAGUAAAUUUAAGACAGAUGGGGGGGUUCUGACUAUUGUAUAUGGGCUAAAGAAAUUUGAAAAUUGCCUUUUUUCCCCCUACAAAUUUUGUUUUCCGUGUCAAAUCCUGUUUAAAAUGUUUUUAGCAGUUUUCCUGGGAUCUCUGAUCGUGUCUUGCCUUUUCUACUUUUUCUUUCUUAAUGGAAGAAUUUAUGGCACAUUCUAUAAAAUCUAUAGUGCUACAAGGACGGUGAGUAGUAUUUUCCUGCAACAUUCUUGAAUCCAUUUAUGGCAUGCAUCAUAUAUUAGAAUCUGGAAUCUCAAUGAAGAUGUCUCCACUUUGGGAAACCCGGCCCAUUAUAUUUGUAUUUAAGUUGGUUAUAUGACUUCUUUCUACAUUCCUCCUGAAAUAAUAGCGGUAUUCGAUGUCAUAUUUGGUGUGUACGAUUAGCUGACUCCUCCCUUGGCGAAGCUGACAAGGCGAGUGGCAUGGCACAGAGAAAGACACCAACUUAUGCUCGCAUGCCUCCAGAGCUUCUGAUCCCCGUUGACGUGUCAGCCAAAACUUUGAAGUCGUUUUACCUGUUACCAUCAUUUAUGCAUCGGUUAGAAUCGCUCAUGCUAGCUAGCCAGCUAAAAGAAGAAAUUGGUAACGCCUCUGCCGUGCCAAGUUUCCUGGUAAUAUACUAUUUUCGUCGUUCAAAGUUUUCAUCAUUGGCACUCUGUGCUUAUCGAUCUGUUUUUCUAGAUUCUGGAAGCAAUUACAACCCUCAGAUGUAAUGAGGGCUUCUCAUUGGAACGUUUGGAACUUCUGGGAGACUCUGUCCUCAAGUACGCUGUCAGCUGUAGUCUCUUCCUAAGAUAUCCUCAGAAGCACGAGGGCCAGUUAUCUGCUUAUAGAUCAAGAGCAGUUUGCAAUGCUACCCUCCAUCAACUGGGCAUCAGUCGUAACUUGCAGGUACAUGGCAGAAGAAAAUAUCACAACUAUUUUCCUGCGUAUUUGUUUAGAUGUAGGAUUCCGUUGACUUUUUUUAACUUCUCCAAAUGAAUGAUAAUGUCUCAUACAUUUUGCACAGUAGAUUACAAGUCCAAAUGCAUCACAGUAGAUUCUGAAUAUUCUCGUUACAUAAUAACAAAUUGAUGUCUCGCAGGGGUACAUACGAGAUGCUGCCUUUGAUCCGCGGUGCUGGGUUGCUCCCGGGCAGGUCCGUUUACGACCCACGCACUGCAGAUGUGAUGCCGACGCUUCCAAAGCUCCGAUGAAGAUUAUCUCUGAGAAGGACGAAGGUCCUCGGGUUAUUGGAAAGGCUUGCGAUGAAGGUCACCGCUGGCUAUGCUCCAAGACUGUCGCCGAUUGCGUUGAAGCUUUAGUCGGGGCAUACUAUGUCGGCGGCGGCCUUCCUGCGGCAUUCCACUGCAUGGAAUGGCUAUCCAUGGAUGUUGGCAUUGAGCCUGCAUGGGUUGAGGAAGCCGCCCGGAGCGCAUCUCUCUGGUCUUAUCUUCCGAAGCUCGAAGAGCUUCAACUCCUGGAGAGCAAAAUAGACUAUAAAUUUUCUUCCAGAGGGAUUUUAUUGGAGGCAAUCACACAUCCUUCUCAGAUGGGAGCGGGCUACUGUUACCAGGUAAAGUACCCAUUAUAUGUAUAUUUUUUAUGACAAAAAAUUAUUUAAAAUAAAAAAUGAUCACUGACCUCUAGGCUCUCUUUCAGCGGUUGGAAUUCCUGGGUGACUCGGUACUGGACUUGCUCAUCACGCGGCAUCUAUUUAAAUCCCAUAAAGAUAUCGGUCCAGGCGAGUUAACCGACCUGCGGGCAGCCUCAGUCAACAACGAAAAUUUCGCUGGAGUUUCGGUGAGGUAUAAUCUUCAUCAUCACCUUCAGCACGGAUCCGGAGCUCUCCUGGAGCAAGUAACUGCUUAUGUCGAGAGUAUCAAGAGCCAUGACGUUGAUCUUCCUCGCUCAUCACCUAAGUCCUCCAAAGUACCCAAAGUGAGCUGCCAUCUUCUUUUCACAUAUCAUACUUACUCUAGUGCUCCUCUCUCUCUCUCUCUCUCUCUCCUCUUCUCUCUCUCCUAGCCGGCUGCCUUCCUGUGCUUCAGGUCCUCGGGGAUAUUGUGGAAAGCAUUGCCGGGGCAAUCCUCAUAGACUCAAACCUUGAUCUAGAUGCAGUCUGGAAAGUGUUCCAAUCCCUACUCUCUCCGAUCGUAACCCCAGACAAUCUUGAGCUCCCACCUCUGCGCGCAUUGACGGAACUGUGCGCUAGCCGUGGUUACUUUGUGCACACAAAUUACACUAACAGCAGCGACGACAUUGUCGCCGAGCUCAGGGUCCAGCUCGAGGGCGUGCUCCUGGUCAGGCAAGGCCGUGAUACAUCUAAGAAAGCUGCAAAAGGACGUGCAGCAGCCCUUCUCCUGAAAGAUCUCGAGGUUCGCUUUCUGUGCACCACUUUCUCCGCUGUGUUCCACUCCUCUGCGAUGGCAUGGUGCUCCAUAUCAGUCCAGUUUGGUUUCUAACGGCUCGGGGGAUUAAACAGGAAAAUGGCGUCUGCCAUGACAGGCACCCAGCAAAGAGGAAGCGAUCGGCCGAAAAUCUCACCGCCACCCCCAACGCCAUGGGGGACCUCCCCACCCCUAGGAGAUCAAAGGCUUCACCACCUCAAGCGUCUUCACCUAGAGAAGGAGAUGGAAUACUUCACCGCCCACCUGAACCCAAACCCGACGAUUCCUGCCGCUCUUCGCCGGGUAUUCCUCUCCGGACUCGGAUCGUCGGAAUGAUAUAAUCAUCAUGGAGUAGCUCGUCUCCGACUCGCUUUUAAAUUAUUUUUCUGUAGUGGAGGUGCCGGUGAAGAUGCAGAAGGGAGGCGCGAGGGUCGCCCUGUACGAACUCUGCAAGAGAUUGCUGUGGCCACUGCCGACCUUCGAAUCCGAACUAGUGAAACCGAGGUUAGUAAUCCGAGGAACAAGACGAAGCCAAAAAAGGUCAGACUCUGCUAACCUCAUAUAAUCCGAGGGGACUCAUUCUUGGUGCAGUGAGGCGGGGAAGAAGACGAGCGGGUUCGUGUCGAAGAUGAAGCUGCACGUGCCGGAUUCUCCCGCGCUCGAAGUCAGGGGGGACCCGCGGCUGGACAAGCGGAGCUCUCAAGACUCCGCCGCCCUUCUGAUGCUCUUUGAGCUUCAGAAGCAGGGGACGUGCCGGCUCAAGGAGCUCUGA
Molecule: messenger RNA, 17793 nt
Organism: Spirodela intermedia
Lineage: Eukaryota; Viridiplantae; Streptophyta; Magnoliopsida; Alismatales; Araceae
Source: the annotation of a GenBank genome assembly